CGGUAGGUGAGGUCACUGUUGCGUUCAUCCUGUUAAUGAGGGCACCAGGCAGUGAUGGAGGCGGUGGUGAAUGAGGUAGUGUCUCCAGAAGACUUGUUGAAGUUUGAAAAGAAAUAUAAUGGAGAGUUCACCAAAGGGCGGGUCUCCAAAGGCACACAGUUUGAAUAUGCCUGGUGUCUCAUUAGAAGUAAAUAUUCCCCUGAUAUCAAGAAAGGCAUCUUGCUUCUUGAAGAGUUGGUGCCCAAGGGAACUAAGGACGAACUAAGAGAUUAUCUUUUCUACUUGGCGGUGGCAAAUUACAGAUUAAAGGAGUAUGAAAAAGGAUUAAAGUACAUCCGAACUUUACUGAAAAAUGAACCAAAUAACAACCAGGCUCUGGAGCUAGAAAAGCUAAUAAAUAAUGCAAUGAAAAAAGAUGGACUGGUUGGCAUGGCGAUUGUUGGAGGGAUUGGACUAGGUGUGGCAGGACUGGCAGGCCUCAUUGGUUUGGCUGUGGCCAAAUCCAAAUCCUAAAAAAUACAAUUAAGUGGACAUCAGCUAUAUUUCCAUUUUUCCAGCUGCACAUCUAACUGAAGAUUUAAGUUAGACACGACCAUAUUUUCCAAAUUCAGCAGUACAGACAGAGUGUUCAAAUCAUGGGAGUAUUUUUAUCCCCACUACGUGAAAUAAUUGAAAUCUGUUUAUAAUGUCUUACAAAUCUGUGAAACAUAGGAUCUCUUUCCCUGGCUGCUCCCUAUCAACCCAACAAUGCCAUCUUUGUAAAUUAUGUACAGUGGCUGAGGAAGUCAAACACUGCUGUUUGGAUUAGUGGUCAAGUUACAUCAUUAGUGGUUUGGACACACCUUUUAUUAAUUAAUGUAAAACUAAAGAUAAAUAUAUGUAUUGAUUGAUUUAUUUAAAGAGCUACUAGUAACUUGAGAAAUACUCAACUUUUAAUGUAUACUUUUUGAUUUUUUGUUGAAUUAAAAAUGUGGGAUUAAUAAGUUAUCUAUGUGUAUGCAUAAUACCAUUUUGUCCCUAAGAAUGUUUAAACUUUUUCUGCAAUGCAAACUAAAGUCACAACUCCCAUGAUGUUUAUUUUUUUUUUUUCCUCUCAAAGGUGUGCCAGUCCGUGUGAUUAUUUUUCAUGAAGUGUUUUACUUCAUUCAGGAUGUGUGCCUGCCAUAUCCUUGGUAACCUGAAAGCUUUUUGAUCAUUAAAGAAACAAAUCUUAUUGCAAAAGGGGCAGCGUUUAAACACUUUGUUCACUGCUUGUAAAAGCUGAGAAUGGUUUUCGCCAAAGAACUCUGGUCACAUCAGGUGAAAUAAUUGAUGAAAAUGAGUAAUUUACAUGGUUAAUCACUGGCUAUUAUAAAGAUUUACUUCCCAACUUAUCUACAAUUUUUUUUUUUUAAAUAUUAAUCAGAAGGCUAAUAUGGAAUUUAUUAAAGAUGCUUGGACAGUGGUGAAAGUGUGCCAUUUUCAUAUUUAUCCAUGUAUCUUAUUAGCACUCUUCUUCAUGUGAUUUUGCAAUAUUGCAUUGUGAACAACACAUUUCUUAUUAGCAUCUCUUCUUCAUGUGAUUUUGCAAUAUUGCACAACACAUUUCUUCUUUCAAGAAGUCUAAUCUUUCAAUACUAUCCACCCCCAUAUUUCCAAUUAUGUUUUAUUUGCCCUUUUAAGUAUACAGAAUGGAAUAUCAUAAGAACUUAUUUGCAAACAUGGCUUCAAAUGCACCGCCUAGUUGAAAGAGCAGCUUUUAUCAUUCAUUCAUUUUUGUUUGUUUAUCAUAAUAACCAUGACAACUGGAUACCUGUCAAAGUGGAAUAUUUCUUUGGCAAUGAUGUGGGGUCAUGUUGCAGUAACAUAUAAUUAGAUUUUAAAAGAAGGUAAAAAGAAUGUUUUUUCAAUUGUAUUUUCAUCCUUUUUUUUUUGUACUUCUGUCAAAUGUAACCUGCUGCUGCUGUUGUAAAUUUGCAGCCAAAUAGGCCAUUAAUCAUUAAUUCAAUUUAAAACAUGGCAGCAUUAUUCUUUUUUGAUACAUUUAGGACACAUUGACCUGCCAAACAUAUUAUAUUAUAAUAAUUUAUAAUAGAUGGAAUGUAAAUAAAAUGACAUCUGAAAUGUGUACUUUGUGUUUUAUAGGAAUGUGGAAGAGCUACUGUUUUACAAAUGACAAUGUGUUCUCUUCUACGUCAUGGUUUGUGAAUUUGAUUAUUAAAACUAAAUCUUGAGUUAAAUUCCAGUUAAUGAAUUUGAUAUAUAUUUAUGUGUGUUUUUGUUUUUUUUUUAAUUUAUGCAGUGAGUUUUUCUGCUUAUCUACUUCAACUGCAUUCUAUUAAGUAAACAAUUAUGGUCUGUUCCAUACAAAAUCAAUUUGAUUUUUCAGUUUAACCAAUUUAAUAUAUUCAAGCCCUUAGAAAUGCUUUGCAUCUUAACAAUCACUUUGUCUUCAGAUUCAUACCACACAGCAUAGGUAUUCCUAAUGUUAAAAGGGACUUCCGUUCUUUUUGUCAUCUUGUCCUCUCUUGUAUGUCUAGGGUCUACAUAUUUAAUAUGUGAAUCACUAACUUGCUGUAAAAUUAUUUGAAACAAAUAAGAUUUUGUUUUCAGGACUGCAAACUGCUAAAGAAUUUUUGCAAGUCUCUGUGCCUUACAUGCACACUUAAUUAUAUUUUGGCGUGUUUAUUACAAUGCUGUCUAGUUUGUUUAAUAAAUAAACUUUUUUAACUUUUAA
Erpetoichthys calabaricus (reedfish) is the source of this 2716-nucleotide messenger RNA. It is a transcript of the gene fis1, whose product is annotated as fission, mitochondrial 1. The record is from RefSeq and is a predicted model, not a curated record. NCBI's taxonomy places the organism in Eukaryota, Metazoa, Chordata, Cladistia, Polypteriformes, Polypteridae. The transcript has 5 exons. The coding region runs from base 55 to 513 and encodes 152 amino acids. Gene Ontology annotation, cellular component: peroxisomal membrane; mitochondrial outer membrane. Gene Ontology annotation, biological process: peroxisome fission; mitochondrial fragmentation involved in apoptotic process; mitochondrial fission. Gene Ontology annotation, molecular function: protein binding.